Molecule: messenger RNA, 4068 nt
Organism: Sceloporus undulatus (fence lizard)
Lineage: Eukaryota; Metazoa; Chordata; Lepidosauria; Squamata; Phrynosomatidae
Gene: SH3RF2
Product: SH3 domain containing ring finger 2
Exons: 10
Coding region: 429-2624 (731 amino acids)
Biological process (GO): negative regulation of apoptotic process; positive regulation of proteasomal ubiquitin-dependent protein catabolic process; positive regulation of JNK cascade
Cellular component (GO): nucleoplasm
Molecular function (GO): metal ion binding; protein phosphatase 1 binding; ubiquitin protein ligase activity
Source: RefSeq, a predicted model, not a curated record
ACUCUUAAUACGCAUGGUGUAAUAUGGGAUGGAUGGUGCAUGUUUUCGCAGGCCAUGACUUGAAUCUGGGAUUAAGUAUCUGUUUCACUUCAACUUGGCAUACAGUAAGAAAGGCGCUAAACAGGUUGAGUUGCUUUUAAGCAGUGGGAGGAAUACUGAUAAUUUUUUUUUUCUGGGCUGUUUUGGACGAUCAAGUCAGCUAAGGCAAGGCAACCUACAAUACUGCCAGUCUCCUGAAGUCAAGCAAGACUGUUUGAACUUCCAGGAUGUUGAUACUCACAUUUUAAAAUUACAAGUAUCUACAAGUUUCAUGGUGGAAUAUUCCUGAACAACCCCCUUUUCCUCCAGCAAACAUCAUGUGGACUUUUCUGGCUUUUCUUGAGACCAAGGUUUUUCACUAAAAUAAUAGUAGUAACAACAGCCACAACAUGGGUGAUUUAGCUUUAUUUGACAUGCUGGAGUGUCCGUUGUGUUUGAAGAAGUUGGAUGCCUCGGCCAAAGUGCUCCCAUGUCAACACACCUUCUGCAAGCCUUGCCUCCAGAGAAUCUUGAAAUUGCACAAGGAGUUGAGAUGUCCUGAAUGCCGAGCCCUUGUCCUCUGCAGCAUCGAAAAGCUUCCUGCCAACUUAUUUUUGAUCCGAUUAUUGGAUGGAAUCAGACUUGGACCAAAUGUGAUGAAGUUUGGCUCGCUCCAGAGAUCUGGGGUCCUUUCGUCUCCCAUUUCCCUCAGGAGAUCCCGGGGAGAGCCGAGAGCUUUGCAACUCCGUCAAUAUGGGCUGACUUCUUAUCCCAGGAUCCCUAUGGAAGGGGUUCCCCGAGCUAAAGCUUUGUACAGCUAUAGAGGACACAACCCUGGAGAACUGAAGUUCAACAAAGGAGACAUCAUCAUUUUGCACCGUCAGCUGGAUGAAAACUGGUAUCUAGGAGAGAUCAACAGGGUCAGUGGAGUUUUCCCGACAAACUCAGUACAAGUUAUCAAACAGCUGCCCCAGCCACUUCCCCUCUGCACAGCACUUUAUAACUUUGAUCUGAAGUCUAAGAAGACAAAUGAAAAAACAGACUGCCUGCCCUUUCAUAAGGGAGACAUAAUCACUGUUAUCAGUCGAGUGGAUGAGAACUGGGCAGAGGGCAAGAUAGGUGACAGAACUGGAAUUUUCCCCAUCUUGUUUGUAGAGCCAAAUACAACAGCACGGCAGCUCCUUCAGAAAAGUUACCAAUCCUCCCAGCUGAAAUGUGCCUCACCUUUUCAAAAAUCCUUGCCCAGAGCAAAAGGCAUGGAGUCCGAAUCAAGAAGAAAAAACAUGAAGCAAUUCUCUAUCACAUCAGCCUUAAAUACACUCAACAGGAUGGUCCAUUCACCCACAAGACGACAGAGCCUGGAUAUCAGCUCUCCUGUGCUCAUCAGUUCUAGCAACCCAUCGGUAUCUACCCAGAACUAUGAGAAAAUAGAAUGCCCAUACAGCACUCCUGUCCAGGUGAGCACUUCCUACUACUCUCCAUCUGAAUCCAUGGGGCACUCUACAGCUAUCGUCACCCUUCCCCAUUUACAGCAGCACCUCUCGGUGAAUAUGUGUGUGGCUCUGCACUCCUACACAGCUCACAAUCCGGAUGAACUAGAGCUGGAAAAAGGAGAAGGCAUUCGGGUUCUGGGGAAACACCAGGAAGGCUGGCUGAAAGGGAUGUCUUUGAUCACAGGAAAAAUUGGGAUCUUCCCAAGCAAUUAUGUUGCUCCUCUUUUCAGGAAGUCCUCAACCUUCCCUGAUACAAGAACACCUUCCCUCUAUGCGACUUGGACAUUAUCCACCUCCUCUCUUUCAUCCCAGGGAAGCAUCUCAGAAAAUGGCCCCAGGCAAAGCAGGUCUUUGAAAUCUGCCUUUAUGCCCGCAACAUUGGCCUCGCCUGUGAGGAAUCUCUCAGAGCCAAAUGCCUCGGGGCAAACAACCUCUCAGAGAAGAGGAUGUGGCAGCAAUCGGAAAAGUGGAUCUUUACAGAAACCUUUGCAACCAGGAGCUCUUAUUCCAUUUGUCAACUCCCUAAGGCAAAGUCCUGCCACACAAACACGACCCCAGCAAUUGCUGUUAUAUCAACCUAUCUCUACUCUUCCCCGAGGAGCUGGUGCAACUGACACAGGAAUCAAACAAAACUCCUCCUAUGAUUCUUCAUUAGUGUUUGUGCCCCGAAGUGGAAGCAGCCGAGCUCCUUCUGUAUGUAGCACAAUAAUACUGGACACCAAAGAACUGCAGGCAAAAAAUGAGCUGACUCUAAAGCCACUUCCAUCUGCUCCACCGUCCAUUCUAGUGAAACCAGAGACCUCCAGAAACACCACUGAGAAGCAAGUAAAAACGGUGAGAUUUCAGAACUACAGCCCACCACCAUCCAAGAGACAUAAUUCUCUGUCAUCACUCAGUGGCAAACCUGAUCAAGGAGGGGCUACAGAAACAAUACACUCAGAUGUAAACAAAGUCCCAGAAAUGUCAGCUCUCUAUUCUCAUCGUAUUAGCUCCAGUCCAGUUCAUCAAAGAAGAAUGCCACAUCCCAAGACCUCAUCACUGGAUCUAUCUGGUCUAGCAGGCCACAUGACCUUUCCUACAAAAAAGAAUUACAAUACCAUCUCUGAAAACUGAAAAGUUUGAUCCUGUUUAAAUUUCAUCCCUGUGGGUCUUCCUGUCUUUUCUACUUUGUAAGCAAACAAUAAUAUAUCUUGGGUCCAAUCUGCCAACUUAAAAAGUUGAAACCUGACAGAAGAACUAGAGCUCUAAGACCAAUCUACACAGCUAUAGCCUAUUAAUGGACACCACUUGUUUCAUAUUAUGUGGAAAGGUCUUGUUUUGUGCCACAUCUAUGGCUCAAACUGUAAGUGUGUACUCCAGACAUGCCUUUCUCACCAUAUGCACAUAGAUAACCACAGUGGCAAUGUAAAAUUAAUUUGAUUGCUUAAGUACACACAAAAUAUGACUGAAAGAAAAAUAGAUUAUUUUGGAUACAGAAGGCAAUUCAAAAGCCACAUUUAUCUAAGUUAAAUUUCAGUACCAUGGAAUGCAAAUGAAAAUGGAAACACAAACUUGCCCACCCAACCCCCAAAGAUGUUCUUUGGUCUUCUGUGUUUUAUAGUGGAUAAAAUAGAACCCUUGCUUCCCAAACUAUCUAGCUGAGGUCUCAUGUUCCCCUUAACUUCUCUAUUUGCAUUUAAAAACGUUGGAGUUGAUUUAUGUUAGAAUCUGAAAUACAUUUUUAGAAAUAUGAAGUGUUUCCUAGCUCCAAAAACAGUUAGUCAAGGGAGAUUAGAAAAUACAAUCCCUCUACCAGAUCUCCCUAGCCAUUUAUUUUGGGUCUUGCUUCUAUGGAUUGACUGACUGACAUCCUUAUAGUGGGCAAUGUACCAAGUAUUUCAGUAGCUUUGUGAUUCAACAGUGACACUAAUUCCAUGUCAUUAAAUGACAACUGUAUUUAAAGACCUGAGAAAUUAAUCCUCCAGACCUAUAAAGAGUUUAAGAGAUUGUUAACAUGUGCUGACAAAUUCAUGGGCCAGAGCUUCAGUCCCAAUGAGGAACCCGCUUCAUUAAUCUCAAUGGGAUUUGCUUCUGAGAAAAUGAGCAUAAGAGUAGUCUACAAGUAGUUACUGCAUGUGUACCAAUAAACGUGGAAAUGGGGACACACACACCCCUUAUAGGGGAUCCCAGUGUUCAUCCAAAUUACACCCCAAUCAAUCCACACAAUUAACCACUCUUCUGUCCACCUUCAGUAUCCUUGCUCCAGUCCCUCCUUGCAGAAAGCCUUUCCCUCACUUUGCCUGCUUAUCAGGUCUUGUUCACACAAUGCUCACUUGCACCCAACUGCUCUCAUUCUCUCUGGCCUUAGCAAUAAGCAGAACCAGUAAAUCAUAUCAUAUGAACCUAGUUGUGACUUAAUAUUUUGAAUACUACUAUGUGAUAGAGCUUUGUUUAUUUAUUUUUGUUGUCUGUACACACUGCUAGUUCAAAGGCCAUGCAUUCCAGCCAAAAUAAGGAGUAUGACAUUUUGCAAUGGUUUCUGCUAUGCCGUUUCAAUAAAGUUUGGAAGCUAACCUUC